AUGUCGUCGUCCGAGGCCGAAGCCGAAGCCGACCUCAUCCGACAGAAGAAGGAGCACAUGAAGAUGCGCAACUUUAUGAAGAAGCAGCGCAUGCGCGAGCGCUACGACGCUGAGAAAGCGGCGCUCCAGAAGCAGGUCGACGCCCUCGGCGCCUCGCUCGCCUCGCUCUCGUCGCCCGGCGCCGCCGCCGCCCGUGCACUCCUUAAACAGCUGCGCGCCGACUGCCGCAGCGCGCGCGAGCUCAGCCAAACCAUGGCAUCCUGGGUCGCAACCAUGUGCAACCGUAGUCUGCCGAUGCCGGGCACGCCGUUUGGCUGGACCGAGACGUCACUUUUGGCCGACCCGACAGCGCGCAAGCUGGGCCUGGACUGGUUCAGCCAGCACCUGUACCACAACACGGAGCGCAUGCUGGCGUGUGCGCAGAUGCCAAGUGUUGGGACGUUCAUCGACAGUAUCUUUCUGGAGGUUGGUGACGGCUUUUGCGACAUUAUCGCGCGCCUGCAAAUCGAGUACGAGCUGCCGCUGCACGAGGCCCAUGCUGCGCUGCGCCCGCACAUGUGGUCGAAAUUCCGCGGCGACACGGCACCUUUCUUCUCCGAGCUUCUCGACCACGAGAUGACCACUGCAAUCGCACCGGACCAAAUGAUCUAUCGACGCUCUGUGCUUGACGAGAACGAGUCAAUGUACUGUGUGUGCCGCGAGUUUGCAUCCGAGGACCGCGUUGUCUAUCUCAUGGGCAACUUCACGCAGGACGAACGGCUGCCGCACUGCAGUCGGUCUCGACCCCGCCUGUUUUGGUACAUCCUCGAGCGCACGGGCCAAAACACGUCCCGACUACGAGCAAUGCUCUACAACGCGCCGUACCAGUUUUUCGGCCACAGGCAACGAAUGCGCGAGCACCUCGCGACAAGGAUGGAGACAAGUGGUAUCGACGACGACGCGCUGUUUUCCAUCUACCAAGACGCGGUGCGCAAGGAGAUUGCGCCCGCGUUGCGCGAAGGAAUGAUAGCGCUCCGCAUCGAGUAGCGCCAAUGCAC
Saprolegnia parasitica CBS 223.65 is the source of this 1037-nucleotide messenger RNA. RefSeq lists its product as hypothetical. The record is from RefSeq and is a predicted model, not a curated record. The transcript has 3 exons. Bases 1 to 1026 code for a protein of 341 amino acids. NCBI's taxonomy places the organism in Eukaryota, Oomycota, Saprolegniomycetes, Saprolegniales, Saprolegniaceae.